Chelonus insularis is the source of this 1424-nucleotide messenger RNA. It is a transcript of the gene viaf, whose product is annotated as viral IAP-associated factor. Gene Ontology annotation, biological process: protein folding. Gene Ontology annotation, cellular component: cytoplasm. The record is from RefSeq and is a predicted model, not a curated record. The transcript is spliced from 6 exons. The coding region runs from base 544 to 1266 and encodes 240 amino acids. NCBI's taxonomy places the organism in Eukaryota, Metazoa, Arthropoda, Insecta, Hymenoptera, Braconidae.
GCAUUUUGGAGUAGAAAUUUUUAAUUUAAAAACGUUCUAUCUCUUGCAUUAAAAUCUGUAUUUAACAUAUGUUAGAGAGAAAAAAGAAGAGCUGCUAUUGAUCUUGCUUUUCAACGCCAAAAAUUAUUUAUUUAUCCGAUACAUAUGUUGAUGCAGUUGAACUAUCAGAUUCUUUUUUACCAACAACAUCUAUGGCUCAGUAGUUCUUACAAAUUCAUUGAAAGUCUCUUGAGUUUUCUCUAUUUGGGAAACGUCAGCCAAUGAGUUUUUAAAGGUUAUGUCACUGCUUGUGAUGAUAAAAGUAGUGCGGGUAAUGAUGUUGCUGGAAAAUGGUGGGUUCUUUUAGACAGUAAUUCGAUCCUUUGACCAAAUGUGGGUGUGGAGAAGUUUAUUUUUCCUUGGUUUUCUUUCAGUUCACUCGAAGUGAUUCAAACUUUUAAGUGAUUUAAUUAUCAAAAUUUUGGAGUAAAAAAAAGAUCGUUUUCCAAUUUGGAGUAUUGUACACGUGUUAACUAGUUGUAAAAAGUUUUAUUGACUAUCAAAAUGCAAAAUCCAAAUGAUGAUACUGAGUGGAAUGAUAUUUUGCGCUCAAAGGGAAUUAUUCCUGAAAAACCAAAGGAGAAGGAAGUCACAGAGGAUGAUAUUAUUGAUAUUUUAGAAAGUACUAUAAACCAAAAGACUGGUCGAGAUGCUAAAACAUUAGAAGAUAAAACCUUGGAUGAGUUAGACGAACUUGAAGAUGAAGAAGAUGAAAAAGUACUUGAAGAAUACAGGAGAAAAAGAAUGGCAGAAAUAAAAGCAUUAGCUGAGAAAUCCAAAUUUGGGGAUCUUAGGGAGAUAUCAGCCCAAGAUUACGUGUCAGAAGUUAAUAAUGCGGGUGAAGACGUUUGGGUCGUUCUUCAUUUAUAUAAAUCUGGAAUUCCCCUGUGUACGUUGAUAAAUCAAUACUUAGCAUCUUUAGCUCGAAAAUUUCCAACUACUAAAUUCUUAAAGAGUAUUUCUACUACGUGUAUCCCCAACUGGCCUGACAGAAAUUUACCAACUCUCUUUAUUUAUCACAAUGGGAAUAUGACGAAACAAAUAAUUGGAGCUAUUGAACUUAGAGGCAUGAAACUCACAGAAGCAGAAUUAGAAUGGAUGUUGGGUCAGGCAGAAGCCGUACCAUCUAAAAUUAAAGAAGAUCCAAGACCAAAGGUGCGAGACGUCCUUUUUACUAAUUUACAAAAAGAAAAAGAAGAUGACCUUUCAGAUUCCAAUGAUUGGUGAUAUUGAGAAUUCAAAAAAAUAUUUAUCAAAUCUACAGAGUAUUUAUCAUGUAUUUAGAUUAUUUACUUAAAAAUUUCCAAUAUUUGUCAAUUAAAAUGUUCGAAUUUUUAACAUUUUUUUGAUUUUUUAUCAUCUAAAUUAAAAAAAGAUUAAAUCAA